Molecule: messenger RNA, 960 nt
Organism: Papaver somniferum (opium poppy)
Lineage: Eukaryota; Viridiplantae; Streptophyta; Magnoliopsida; Ranunculales; Papaveraceae
Product: DNA-repair protein XRCC1-like
Exons: 7
Coding region: 1-840 (279 amino acids)
Source: RefSeq, a predicted model, not a curated record
AUGACAUGUCAUUGGAAUUCAGAUUGCACACUUCUCGUAUGUGCAUUUGCGAAUACUCCGAAGUUUCGGCAAGUGGAGUCGGAUGGUGGAACUAUUAUUUCAAAGGGGUGGAUUUCUGAAUGUCAUAAGCAGAGACAGCUUGUUGCUAUUGAACCUUACCUUCUUCAUGCUGGAAAGCCGUGGCGUAAAACCUUAACUCGCGAUGCUAAGAGAGAUCUUGAAACUACCCCAACUAGUCAACCCAAAAAGCAAGCUAAAGAAAGUUCAAAUCGAAAAGCAAGUGCUUCUGCCUCUUCAAAGGAUGGAUCUCCUAAUUCUGUUAAAGAACACCUUGCUCCUUCUAAGGUUAAAAGAUGGGCCAUGGAUGACUUGAACAAAACCAUUUCAUGGCUGGAGGGUCAAGAUGAAACACCGGAGCCUAGUGAAGUUAAGAAAAUAGCUGUGGAAGGAAUUCUUACGUGUUUGCAAGAUGCAAUAGACUCUCUUGAACAAAACCAGGAUAUCAAACAAGCGACAGAGCAGUGGAGAUUCAUUCCUCGUGUAGUUGAGGAAUUGGUCAGGAUUGAGGAUACAAGAAACAACAACAGUUCAUUCUCGAAUGAAGAUCUUUGUCUACAGGCUAUGAACUGUAAACAAAUUUAUGAGAUGGAAUUCGACAGUUUCCUUGGCGAAACUACUGAAAGGAAGAAAGAACAAGAGACUGCUGAGAGAUCUAUGAAUGGUGAGACAACUGAUGUCAAGUCCAAGGAUGCAGCUUAUGACAGUGAUUCCACAAUUGAAAUGACAGAAGAAGAAAUAGAUUAUGCUUAUAAAACGGUAGCUUCCAAGAUUUGUAGAUGAUGAGUAAAGCUAAACUCGACUAUAAUGAAAUUAGAUUAUACAGCUAAGAAUGGUUGCAUGUGUGUGGGGGACUUUUUUAAUCUUUUAUUUAUUUAAUUGUUAAAUAGAAGUUACAAAGCU